CCUCAGCCGCUGCUCUGUCAUCGCGCGCGCGUCUGUGUAUAUGUGUGUGUGUGUGUUUUCUCUCCACGCAGUGAGCAGGUCAGUCAGUCAGAGACAUGUCUGUGGCAGGACUGAAGAAACAGUUCCACAAAGCGACGCAGAAAGUGAGUGAGAAGGUUGGGGGAGCAGAAGGCACCAAGCUCGAUGAUGACUUUAAGGAAAUGGAGAAGAAAGUGGAUGCUACCAGCAGAGCAGUGCUGGACAUCAUGACCAAAACUACAGAAUAUCUACAGCCAAACCCAGCCUCCAGAGCAAAGUUAAGUAUGAUAAACACCAUGUCUAAGAUCCGUGGGCAGGAGAAAGGGCCAGGCUACCCUCAGGCUGAGAGCGUGCUUGGAGACGCUAUGCAGAGAUUUGGCCGAGAACUUGGCGAGGACUCCAGCUUCGGUUUGGCUCUGAUAGAUGCGGGUGAGGCGAUGCGUGAGCUUGGAGAGGUGAAGGAUGCUCUGGACAUGGAGGUCAAACAGAACUUUAUUGACCCACUGCAGAAUCUACAUGACAAAGACAUUAAAGAGAUACAGCAUCACCUGAAGAAGAUGGAGGGUCGGCGUCUGGACUUUGACUAUAAGAAGAAGCGUCAGGGCAAAGUGACAGAUGAAGAGAUCAAACAAGCGCUGGAGAAGUUUGAUGAAUCAAAGGAGAUCGCUGAGCAGAGCAUGUUCAACCUUCUGGAAAGCGAUAUAGAGCAGGUGAGCCAGUUGGCUGCACUGGUGAAGGCUCAGCUGGAUUACCACCAACAGGCGACUGACAUCCUCCAGCAGCUCUCUGGCAAGAUGGAGGAGAGGAUAAAGGAGGCCUCCAGUAAGCCGAGGAAAGAAUACAUUCCCAAACCGCGCAUGGAACUUCAGCUGCCCAGUGAAACCCACAAUGGGGGAAUACAUUCCGCUAAAUCACCUGCUCGCUCCCCAGCUCCUCUGGAUCAGCCAUGCUGUCGCGCUCUGUAUGACUUCGAGCCAGAGAACGAGGGUGAGCUGGGCUUUAAGGAAGGUGACAUCAUCACGCUGACCAAUCAGAUUGAUGAUAACUGGUAUGAGGGGAUGAUCCACGGCCAGUCGGGUUUCUUUCCCAUCAACUAUGUCGAUGUCCUGGUUCCUCUGCCUCAUUAGGCUCCGCCACUUGCUAUGCUCCACCCACUUCAUCACCAUUUCUCAUAAUGAUGAUGAUGAUGAUGAUGAUGAAGGGGUUACAGUAAAUUAUUAACACACUCUGAAGUGUUUGUGUGCCCGUGCAGUGUUGCGUUUAGAGGCGGCUCAGGUGUGUGUGCGUGCGUGUGUGUGUGUGUGUGUGCUCUAUUCUUCCACUGUUGCUUGUUUAUUUGUUUAUCUGUUGCUUCUUUAUUUGUUUUGUUUCUUGUUUUGUGUGAAUGUUCCAUUUUUCACACAAUUUAUAUCCCAGUAUUUCACACCUUCUCCAUAUGUUUGAAAUAAGUGAAGAAUAAUAGAUGAAUAUUAAUAAGUGUCUCGUCAUGUUCCUGCUUUAAGGCUCAGGUUCCAACCUUCUUCACUUUCCACUUUCUGGUGUUACGUGAACUUUUCUUUCCAGCUGUAAUUCACGCUGCGGGUUUGUUCAGUAAGCGAGGUUUUUUUUUCGUUCAGAGUCUGAGAUCAUUCCUGAUGAUCGGUUUUCUCAGGAUGGCGUAAGGAAUAAAAUUGACCUGACAUGUCGGAGCAGACACGCCUCCUUUUUAACAACCAAUCACAGGCUGGAUUGUGUAGCGUCUUCAUUCCGUUCUCCAUACGUCGUCUGUUUACUCUGUAACUAUGUUGUGUUGUUGGUGUGAGAAGCUCGCUCAGGCCCUUAGACAUUAUACAGGUUUUCCAUUUGAAGGCGGAGCUUCACUCUGAUUGGUUCCCCCAGACUUCUCUUAUAUCCAAUCAAAACCCUUAAAUCACAGAAGUCGCAGUGUGCGAAAGUGUUUAGGACACGGCCUAUUUAGGGUCUCAUUUCUCCUGAAAUCUUUUGCUUGUAUGUUAUUUUUUGCACUUUAUACACAGUUAGUGUGCCGUAGCUUUAUUUAUUUAUUUAUUUGUUUGUUUGUUUGUGUAUGUACUUAUGUAUUUAUUUGUUUAUGUUUAUUUGACUGUUCUGUAGUUUUAGUUCAUGUGGAAGUGACAUUCCAAUGUAUAUACAAAUGUGUGUGUGUGUGUGUGUGUGUGUGUGUGCGCUUUAUCCUGUGCAGUGUUACACAGAGGAAGUUCUCUGAUUGGUGGAUUUGAUGUUUAUGGAUUUUUAAUUGGGUGUGUAAAGUGAAGCUGUUCCACUACACUGAGGAUUAUCAGUUUUUUCCGCCUUAAAAAGUGAGUGUUCAAUGAGACGGGAUGUUCUUUUUCUCUCGUUUGUGUGUGUGUGUGUGUGUGUGUCUUUAGUGCAUUUAUGACUGAAGUGUGAAUGUUUUGUUUCUCAUCAGCAUGUUGUGUGUGAUUUCUCGGAUUAUCUCAUUGGAGUGAAGCUGCACAUGUCGCUGAAGUCAUUUCAAGUACAAAAGCACAGGAUUGGUUCCCAGCUGCAUGUGGGCGUGUCUCAGUGAUCCUAAUUAACUUGGAGCUAAACAAUGUGCUCAGAAUUAGCAUUAAAUAACAACCAGUGGCUUCUUUUUUCACUGAAUCACGCCCAAAAACAUGAAACUCCGCCCACUUUUAUUAUAUAUGCACAUAAACAAUGUGAUCCACACUGAUCUCAUCCAAUACACAGAGUAAAUGCCACAAUAUAAAGUUUAGCCAUAUCCUUGCUAACUCUGCUGCUGAAUCUCUCCAGCACAUUAGGAUUAAUCAAUAAUUAAUGGCUAAUGAAUCAAUAAUUAAUUCGUUAUUUUAGUAAUUUAUGAAUAAUUAGUGAACAUCUAUUAGUAAUUGAUAUCCAGCAAAUAAUGUAACCAUUACAGCAAUAACUUUCCUGGUGUGAGAUGAUCACACUGCUGAUCCUCUAUCACUACGCCACCUCCCUCGCACGCUGUGUGUGUGUGUGUGUGUGUGUGUCCUGCAGCAUGUUUUCGUGUUGAACAGAACCUGAAGAUGAAUUAAUUGCAAUGUGUGAUGCAUAUAUUUAUCUCCUGUAUGGACCUGACCUAUUGUUUUUAUCUAUGUAUAUAUAUAAAUCUAUAUAUAUGUGUGUGUGUGUGUGUGUGUGUGUGUGUGUGUGUGUGUGUGUAUUUCUCUUUCCUGUGCUGGAUGAACAGAAGCUGUAAAAGCCGUAUUGCUUGAUUUGUGAUCACACAUGUCACACACAUGUAAAAUAAAAUGCAGUGUCACUAAUGAUGA
Molecule: messenger RNA, 3296 nt
Organism: Hemibagrus wyckioides
Lineage: Eukaryota; Metazoa; Chordata; Actinopteri; Siluriformes; Bagridae
Gene: sh3gl2b
Product: SH3 domain containing GRB2 like 2b, endophilin A1
Exons: 9
Coding region: 96-1145 (349 amino acids)
Biological process (GO): synaptic vesicle uncoating
Cellular component (GO): presynapse; cytoplasm; glutamatergic synapse
Molecular function (GO): protein binding
Source: RefSeq, a predicted model, not a curated record